AAUAUUUUGUUUAUCCCCAAAAUAUACUGCAUUUAGAUUGGGCUCCCUCGUGGAAACUAUAAUGGCGAUUCAUGGACCCGAGUCUUCUCCCCGUCCCGCGAUUCAAUAUCGGUGACAUCCGCUGCAGAAGCAUAGUUCGGGAACGAGCCGCCGUCGCCUCUACGUUGAUUUUAGGCGUUAGCUGCUGAAGAAAUAUUCGAUUUCUUCCUCGCUAGAAGUUUUCUUUCCUUCUCACCUUCAAACUCAUUGCAGCAGUUCUUUACCCAGAGUUUUUCUUUCCAUAGCUGUGAACGUGAAUGGGAAAGGCUUCGAAAGAUAAAAGGGAUAUCUACUACCGGAAGGCAAAGGAGGAGGGUUGGCGGGCGCGCAGUGCGUUCAAGCUCCUCCAGAUUGAUAAUGAGUUCAGUAUUUUUGAAGGAGUGAAGCGUGUAGUUGAUCUUUGUGCUGCACCUGGUAGUUGGAGUCAGGUGUUGAGUCGAAAAUUGUAUGUUCCAUCUAAGUUGAAUCCAGAAUGUAGGAAUGGUGAUCAUCCUUUGAUUGUUGCAAUUGAUUUGCAGCCAAUGGCACCGAUAGAUGGUGUUAUUCAAGUGCAGGGUGAUAUUACUAAUGCUCGAACUGCUGAAGUGGUCAUCAAGCAUUUUGAUGGAUGCAAGGCUGACUUGGUUGUUUGUGAUGGUGCUCCGGAUGUUACUGGUCUUCAUGAUAUGGAUGAGUUUGUCCAGUCGCAACUGAUUCUGGCUGCACUAACCAUUGUAACUCAUGUGCUUCGAGUUGGAGGCAAAUUCAUUGCAAAAAUUUUUCGAGGUAAAGAUACAAGCCUCCUUUAUUGCCAGCUGAAGUUAUUCUUUCCUCGUGUCACCUUUGCCAAGCCAAAAAGCAGUCGCAAUUCAAGUAUUGAGGCCUUUGCUGUCUGUGAAGAUUAUUCCCCACCUGAAGGGUUUAACCCAAAGGAUUUGCAUCGCCUUCUUGAAAAAGUGGGAAGCCCUUGUGGAAGUGGUGAUUUAGACUGCAGCAGUGCAUGGUUGGAGGGACCAAACAAGGUUUACAUUCCAUUUUUAGCCUGUGGGGAUCUUAAUGGCUACGAUUCAGACCGGUCCUAUCCACUCCCAACCUCAGCCGGCGGUUCAUACAAGAGCUUGGACCCUGUUCAGCCUCCCAUUGCUCCUCCUUAUAAAAGAGCUCUGGAACUGAAGAAAGCUUCUAGCAGCCAUGCUAUGGCUGCAGUAGAUAUUGACAGUCUCAGUCUCAAUUAAUAUUGCCAGCUGAUUUAUCCCUUCUUUUGCUUUAAUUUAUGUAAUUUUCUUCUUCUUGUAUCUUAUUUAUAUUCUCGGAGUGACAAUUUUAAUUUCUAUGUUCUGUAAUUUAAUGCAUUGUGUGUGAGAGAAAUUUAUUCAUCGUUUUUAUCAUUGUUGUCAGUUUGAUUUAAACUAUUCGGAAUUGAUUAAUGGAUCUUCAUUUUUUUUUU
Molecule: messenger RNA, 1465 nt
Organism: Phalaenopsis equestris
Lineage: Eukaryota; Viridiplantae; Streptophyta; Magnoliopsida; Asparagales; Orchidaceae
Product: putative tRNA (cytidine(32)/guanosine(34)-2'-O)-methyltransferase
Exons: 11
Coding region: 297-1253 (318 amino acids)
Biological process (GO): cytoplasmic translation; tRNA methylation
Cellular component (GO): cytoplasm
Molecular function (GO): tRNA methyltransferase activity
Source: RefSeq, a predicted model, not a curated record